GAGGAAGGGAAAACGAAGCCUCCAGAUGUAGAGAGCUUCUCCGCCUUCCUACUUCUCGUCGAUUUAGGGUUUCACUCUCAAUUCCUUCCUAUUGCAAUUGUUCUGUUGAUGAUCGAUCGGAUUCCGCUGACUCGUUCUGUAGGGCCGAGGUUCUAAGUACGUUGUAUGUGUCUGUCUGUCUGUGUAAGGUCGUGUCCACAAGCACAGGAAGGAAGGAAGGUAGGAAGGAAGUGAACCCUCGGUCGGCUCAAUCCUGCUUGAAAGGAGCAGCUAUGCCCAAGAAAAUGGGCACCAACAGUAAAGCCGAGGAGGCGCGAGCGCGCAAAGCCGAGGCGCAUGUAGAGAAGAAGGUGAAGGAGGAGCGUAUGAAGGAGGAAUCGUAUUGGAAGGAGGCUGAGGGACCCGUGUCCAAGGCCGCGAAGAAACGGGAGGAAGAGGCCGAGCGCAGGGCCGAGGCUGCUGCGAAGAAGCUCGAGGCCAAGAAGCUUGCCGAGCAAGAGGAGAAGGAGUUGGAUAAGUACGGCAAACGUGUUGACAAGAAGGCCACACGUGUGGCUGUCCCCGUGCCGAAAGUCACAGCUGCAGAGCUGGCGAAACGGAAGGAAGAGGAGCAGGCAGCGUUGGCAGCUCAAGCUGCAGCGGCGAAGAAGAGGGAGCUCCGAAUGAGCAACCCUGAUGAGUAUGAGAAGUUGGUCAGUGUUUCGAAUCGGAAUCGGGAGGAUGAUCUCGUGGAUGCGCGGGACUUGGAGUCGGCGUUGGCCCAAAUCGGCACUCUGAAUGCUCCAGAAUUGCCUGCCGAUCGGCAUCCGGAGCGAAGAUUGAAAGCUUCGUACAAGGCAUUUGAAGAGUCAGAGCUGCCAAUUCUCAAAGAAGAGAAACCGGGCCUUACUCACACUCAAUACAAGGAUAUGUUGUGGAAGCUGUGGAAGAAGUCGCCUGAUAAUCCUCUGAACCAGGACAAGUGAGGACCUGUACAUUCGUGCGGUUUUUCGCUUGUGCAUUUUCUUCUCAUCCUGCUUAGAAGUGUACUUUGUAGUCUUGAGACCUUGGAUUCCUUUGCUGAAGCAGUGUUCAUAGAUCCCAAAGGUUUCAGAGGAUUCAGGAAAUGUCAUGUUCUCCCGAGUGUGGAUAGCAGAGUGUUCUGCUUCAAUGUAACGUUUUCAUCAUAAGUAGCGUAUCAUUUCUAGAGAUCUUGUGUAUAGGGAGAGAUUUCAAAAAGGUGAAACCCCAAGGGCCAUUUACCAAGCAAGCGGUGAUAUUGCAUUUGAAGCAAUUGUUUGUCUCUUGGCACCCGCUGUCUCAUUUCGAUACUACCCAACUGGCAGUCCCGUUUCUCAUCUUUUGUUACUUGUAAUGUACAUCAUUCAAUGAAUGUCGAUCUACCUCAUGGGCUGUUAUAUUGCA
This is a messenger RNA of Physcomitrium patens, 1404 nucleotides long. RefSeq lists its product as uncharacterized. Gene Ontology annotation, cellular component: nucleus. Lineage: Eukaryota; Viridiplantae; Streptophyta; Bryopsida; Funariales; Funariaceae. Gene Ontology annotation, molecular function: transcription coactivator activity. The record is from RefSeq and is a predicted model, not a curated record. Gene Ontology annotation, biological process: transcription by RNA polymerase II.